Notothenia coriiceps (black rockcod) is the source of this 10130-nucleotide messenger RNA. It is a transcript of the gene map1aa, whose product is annotated as microtubule-associated protein 1Aa. Lineage: Eukaryota; Metazoa; Chordata; Actinopteri; Perciformes; Nototheniidae. Gene Ontology annotation, molecular function: microtubule binding; actin binding. The coding region runs from base 476 to 7666 and encodes 2396 amino acids. The transcript has 6 exons. Gene Ontology annotation, cellular component: synapse; microtubule associated complex; neuronal cell body. Gene Ontology annotation, biological process: regulation of microtubule depolymerization; microtubule cytoskeleton organization; dendrite development. The record is from RefSeq and is a predicted model, not a curated record.
UGCAGGCCGACCCUGGUUCAUCCUCAUCCGCAGCAGCAGCAGCAACAGCACUGCCCCUCCCUCUGCUCCAUCCACACCACUGACGGACGGCCAGCGGAUUCUCCAGUAUCAGAGUGACGUCCUCGAGACAGUAGUGCUGGUGAACCCAUCAGAGGAGACCGCUGCCUCAGAGAUUCGAUCACUGAUCACCGACUUUGCUGGGAAUAAGUUGCUGAUACUGUGCGGCCAGAGCUCUGAGCAGGGAGGUGACAUCUUACUGCAAAGUGGAGCCUUCACCUGGCAAAACUUCUCUGACAUAAUCUCCAACCCUCAAGUAACUGAACUUCUGUCCAAGGCCUCUUCAGAACAGCCGUCCAGGCUUACUGUUUCCUGUCAGGGAGACGGGGGCUGGAGCUCCCUGGGCCAAAGCCAGGAGCAGCAGUCACUUCAAAAUAUUUUGGAAUACCGCCUGAACCCUGAACCUAACCUCCCCGACAUGGACGGAGUCACAGAGUUCACCGAGUAUGUCUCAGAGACAGUGGAUGUUCCAUCAUCCUUUGAUCUUCUGGAGCCCCCGACCUCAGGAGGUUUUCUGAAGCUUUCCAAACCCUGCUGCUACAUCUUUCCUGGAGGCAGGGGAGACUCUGCUCUGUUUGCGGUGAACGGAUUUAACAUCCUGGUGGAUGGUGGGUCAGAUCGAAAGUCUUGCUUCUGGAAGCUGGUUCGCCACCUCGACAGGAUUGACUCUGUUCUGCUUACCCACAUUGGUGCAGACAACCUCCCUGGCAUCAAUGGUUUGUUCCAGAGAAAGAUUGCAGAACAAGAAGAGCAGCGUAACCAGGGAUCUGGCUCCAGCAGCAAUGGUGAAUUGAUGAAGAACCUUAUCUCUCCCGAGUUGGGGAUUGUGUUUUUUAAUGUCCCAGAGAAGCUUCGGAUGCCUGAGUCCACGCUGAAAGUGAAGCGAAGCAUUGAGGAAGCAUCUCUUACAUUGCAAUACCUCAACAAGCUUGGUAUCACGCCAGAGCCUCUUCACAGGGUAGUCAGCAACACCCUUGAACCCAUCACACUAUUCCAUAAACUUGGUGUUGGAAAGUUAGACAUGUAUGUCUUAAACCCUGUUAAAGAGAGCAAAGAGAUGCAGUUUCUAAUGCAGAAAUGGGCUGGAAACAGCAAAGCCAAGACAGGGAUUACGAUGGCCAAUGGAAAAGAAGGAGAAAUAUCUGUCCCGUAUUUGACAUCAGUUACCGCUCUCAUUGUUUGGAUUCCUCACCGUCCAACAGAAAAGAUAGUCAGGGUGCUCUUCCCUGGAAAUGCACCGCAGAAUAAAAUCUUUGAAGGCCUUGAAAAACUGAAACACCUGGACUUCCUGCGAUACCCAGUAGCUACCCAAAAAGAUAUUUCAUCAGGUGCACCUCCUCCUAUCAUCAAACAGACCAAAAUGAGAUCAAGAACUGACAGCAAGGAAAGUCUCAAGUCUUCACCGAAACCACACUCUAAAACCACAAAGAAAGAAGCCAGUGGGCAGGAGGAAGAGUCCAAGAGUGACAUUAAUACAGAGAAUAAAGUGGAAAAGACAGAAGAGAAGAAACCCAAAAGUCCAAGUCUAAAAGCCACCAAACAACAGAAAAACAGUGAGUUUGCGCCUGUUGCAGGCAACUUGGAGAAAAAGAAAGUAUCAAAGGAAAAAACGUCAAAGAACGAGAAAACUUCCAAGAUGGAUGAAAAAAAAGACAAAGAGAAAAAGGAAGUUAAGAAGGAGAAAGGUGAAGUAAAGAAAGAUGAAAAUAAAAAGGAAGUAAAAAAAGAAAGCAAAUUCAAGGAAGACAAAAAGAAGGACCCAAGUAAACCAGAGCUGAGAAAAAUCACUAAACCUGACCUAAAGCCACUCACCCCUGAAGUGAGAAAAACUCUGCAUAAGGCAAAGACUCAGGUUAAGCCAAAGACUGACAAAAAUAAAGCAGUUAAAGAGAAAGCUAAUGAGAAAAAGCCAGUCCCAAAAAACAUUCCUGACGAGAUCGCAGCAGCAGCUUUGGCUGACAGGUCUAUUGUGUCUUCCCCAGAGGACCUCACUGAGGACUUUGAGGCUCUGAAAAAGGAAGAGCGGUCCAAAGUCAAGUCUGAGCCGAUCCAGAAUGAUGUGAUGUUUGGGCACUCAAUGUACGGGGAUACUAAAGUUCCUUCCUUAGUUUUUACUGAAGAUAAAGUCACAUCCCAAGCCACUGAGAUCAAAUCUGCUUCACCCAAAUCCCCUGUCAAAAAAGAUGAAGACAACAAGGACAAGGGCACAUCAGUACAGAUUAAAGCAACUGAGAAGAAGGAAGCAGGCAGUGGGUAUGCCAAGAAGUUUGAAGAGGACCAAAUUGGGAAAUAUGACGAAUAUGACAGCUCAAGAGACAGAUCAAAGAAGAGUGACAGCUCAGAGGAGGAGGGUGAUGUCAUUGAAAAAGCUGACCUUGAAGGAACAGAAGAUGAUGAGGUCCUCAAAUAUAAAACAGAAGAGGCGAAAAAGGAAAAAUCUGUCAAGGAUUGGGACACCAAGCCAACUGAGACAAAACCUUUAUCAACCACAGCCCUAUGUGGACAAGUAACAGCCUCCGUCUCGGAGCAAUUCUCCUUAAUCCAAGACGAGACCAUCCCCGGCUACUCCGAAACUGAACAGACCAUCUCUGAUGAGGAGAUUCAUGAAGAACCAGAUGAUAGGAUCCCACAGCUGCGUUAUGAUGUGGGGUCCUAUGACGUCUCUGUCCCUGACCUCCCCGGUACCUUUGACUCCAUGCAUGGUAUGAAAGAGAUGAAGUUCUCCGCACUGUCUGAUGUAAAACCUAAAGCCUUCCUGGGUGGUCACGAGCAUGAGCUUGCACCUUACCCUGCCAUCAUUGCUGCUCCUCUUGCAGAAGAAGAGCACAUAUCCUCUGCAACAUCCAUCACAGAGUAUGACAAAUUGUCAUCCUUUGCUACGUCCGUAGCUGAGGACCAGUCGAUAGCCUCUGUGACAGCACCUCAGAACGAGGAGGCUGGGAGGAACUCUCUCCUGCUGGACACAAUGAACAGUAUCCCCUCACGCGCUGAGGCCGCCCAUGGCAAAGAUUAUCUCCACUCAGCAGGAACCAUCUCACCCACCUCCUCUCUGGAGGACGACAAGUGCUUUAAGUCUCCUUCCUCUGAUGAAUACCAGCCAAACAUUCCUGAAAUGGAAACUAAUGCGAAGAUCAAAUCAGUCCAUGAAGAGGAAGAUGAUGAGGAGGACGAGGAUGAGGACCAGACUCCAAACGUUGACAUCCCUCUGGGUAAACUGCAAGAGGGCUAUGAACAUGCAGCCUUCAAGAUGCUCCAGGAGAAGGACAAAUCUCCCUCUGCCACUUUUUCUCCUCCUCCCCCUCCCUUCUUUACCAUGCAGUACUCUACCACACAGGCUGUGAAAGAUAACCAGUCCCUUUCUAAAGGAUUUAAGACUGGGGAAGAUAUUAAGCCUGUUUCACCACCUCCAUCUUUCUCCCCUAGGUUAGAUUUAGAGUCCCACUCCAGGCAGGAGAGUGAGGAAAGAUGUUUGAGUCCAGAUGACUCUACCAUGAAGCUGGCUUCACCCACACAGUCUGUGCCUACAAGCAGUGGCUACUCUCCGACAGAAGAUAAAUCUUUUAAGACACAAGAAAAAUAUGUUAAAACUGACACCCAGAAAUCACCCAUUAUCUCAGCUGGUGACAAGACAGUGUCAGCAUCUGAAGAAGAGUCUGAAGAUUCUGAAAAAUCACCUGAAGACAAUGAGGAGGAAGAGGACUUUUUUGCCAAAAAUAAUCUACAGCCCGCUGUUAAGGCCAAGAUUAUGGAGGCAAAAGAAGGGUGCUUCUUGGACGACGACUUUGCCUCUGAGACAAAAUCUGAAAAGACAGAAACUAAAGUCAAGACGUCAGACAAGACACAGGUGGCAUUCAGCACAGAGGUGAAACCCAAACCUCAAGUGAUGUACUCUGAUGAAGAUGAGGAUGACAAUGAGGAUGAUAUCCCAAGUAGGAUAGGACCAAAUAAGCCCUUGCCAGCAGAUCAAAGCAAAGUAGACUUAAAAAAUGAAGGUACAGAGAAAACUGAUUCUAAAGAUUCUGAGAAAAAUGUUCAUUUCAGUCUCUACAACUUUCCAGAGAAGGAGAGCAAAGAAAAGGCAAUAUAUAUAAGACAGGACACGCCCUAUGUGCAUGGCAAAACAUUCUCUUACGGUGACAUUUACGGCUCAGUGGACUCUGAUUCAUAUAACCAGGAUUCCUUAGAUAAAGUUGACAAGGACACGGCACAGAGUGAAAUAGAUGCCAAUAAACCCCAGACGCCAUCACCGGUAACAUCUACGGACAAUAUGUCAGAGAAGGGGGGAUUCACCGAUUCUUGGGGAAAGGAUUCCUCCCCUUCGUGGCUCGACUCCAAGAGUACUUCUGCUAAACCUCCAUUUGAAGAGGUAAAAGGAAAGGCGACCUUUGAAUACAACACAGGAAGCCGAUUCCCUUCAGUGGCUGAUAGACCCGAGGCCUCGUCCACGUCUCUAUCAUCAGAAAAAGACGCCUCUUUUAAAAGCCAGACUGACGGCACAAAGCCCCAGACGUACUCCUCAAGGACAGCGUUUGAAACUGACAAACCUGCCGCCACAGGUUACGGUGAGAAAGGAGCAGACUUGGAGAUUGAUAUGCAAAAACUAACUGCAAGGGAUGAGGAGGACUAUGAUGAUGAUGAAGUUGCAGAUGAAUACGACGAGGAAGACGAAGAGGACGAGGAGGACGAAGACGAAUGUGCUGUCGAUUCUGAUAUGGAGAAAGGUGCCAAAGAGAGGUCUGAAAAGGAGGUAAAGAGUCCAGUCAGUGAAAUGUUUGGCUCAAAUAGGCCUGAAUUUAUGGUUUCUAUGGCGGGGUACGGUUAUAACAGCCAGGGGAAGACUGAAAAUGAGGUAAAGAGUCCAGUCAGUGAAAUGUCUGGCUCAAAUAGGCCUGAAUUUAUGGUUUCUAUGGCGGGGUACGGUUAUAACAGCCAGGGGAAGCCGAGAAGCCCCCCUUCAAUUAAAAAGGCUGAACACGAGGCUCAGAUUAACUCCUCAUCCAGUGGAAAGCCAAUGGAUUUAGGAGCUACAGGUUUCUCUGGCUCCUCCUCAGGGCUUGAGUACUCAUAUGGAAAAGUUGAGAAAGACUCAUUUUUUUCAAGUCACAAAGGUAAAGAGGAUCUCACGUUGAAAUCAGCAGACGACAGUUAUUACCAGAGUGACAGGGCUGAUCCAGAUUUUGAGAAACAGAAAACACCAGACCUUCUGAGCAAGAAAUCACUGGACUCAAACCUCCAGUACACAACAACUGCUGGCCCUGGGUACUCCUCUUCUUCGGCCUACAGCUACUCCUCCUCCACCUCAGGCUCCCUUUCCACCAGCCGCCAGUUCGGAGAGGAGCUGGAGACUCCUGCCGAGCCUCUUUUUGAGUACUCCUCUUUUAAAGAUGAACACUCACUUGCCAUGGAUUCUCCAUUGUCCAGCUCCACUGGUGCUAAAGACGACUAUCUAGAAGUUUCUGAAAGACACAUCACAGCUACAACCACGGCUGAGUCCACCCGUUUCUCACCUCACAGCCCAUUUGAGGAGAUCAAAUCUUUCCCUUCACAUUCGUCCACUGCUUUUGCAGGGGACAAAAAGGAGCAUACUGCUUCUUUAGGAGGCGUUAUGGACAAGGGGCCUCAAUCUGACUGUUUCUAUAAGCCGGAAUGGUCUCAUGGGUCGAAGCCAGACACAGCUGUUGGGUUCAAGGCCUCUGCAGGACCGUUUGCUCAACCUGCAGAGCUAUCCAAGGACAAAGAGGCAGCCAGUGCUGCUCUUUUUGGUGUCACUUCCUCACCACGCCCAGACAUAGAAGGCAAGCAUUACUUUGAGGAGACGGACAGCAGUGAAGAAGAAGAAGAAGAAGAUGAGGACGCGUACAUGCGUGAGAUGACUCGAAAGUCUCCUUCUAGUGGCCCGGCUGGUGGCCUCUCAUUUACAGACAAGCCUGUUCUUCCAGCUGCAAGUGAAAAGACAGCUGGUACAAUCCCUGAGGUUCUUGGGUCCUACAUGCCCUCGCCCUUCCAAGUCAGCAAGCCAGACAAAACAAACGGACCCACAGAGGUCAGCUUGAGCACCACCCUACCUGCUGGAGAGGAAUCCAGUGGUGCAUCUUCAGGACCUACUAAGGUGGAACCCAAGGUUGGAGCUGCAGCUUACAAGAGCUCUUUCGAGUGGGAGAUGUCAAAGCCCCAGAUGGGAAUGGUGCCCGGAGACUCCCCUACUCAUUACCGUGAUGAAGAUGAGUUUGAAGAGGAGUGUGAGAUGGAGCCAGAGCACCCUGUUCGCCCACUGUCACUCUCUUCAACUGAUCAGCCGUUUCACUCUCCGUUCUACGCUGAAGAGUGCAGCCGAGGAGGCCAGGAUGACGACGAUGAUGACAGCGAUGAGGACCUUGUUGGGGAUGUGCCCAUGGGGGCCACCUCCUCCUAUACCAGCCGCAGCUCCCCCGGAUAUUCUUCCUCCGAGUACAGGCAGGCAAAACAUGACCUCUCACCUUCCUUCAUCAACCCAUGCAUGCGUCACGUAUCCAGCGAUGAGGAUGAUGAGGAGCAUUGUCGCAGAAGUGACCAAUCGCAGGAGGCCGAUGAGAAUGAUUUGUCGGUCAAGAGUCGGGCUCACAAACAGCUGUCACACAGCAGGGAGAGCAGCUCCCUGCACCAAGCUGGUGGCAUGUCAGCAGGGCUGGGUCUGGCCACAGAGGACACACCGCCAACCUCAGUCAGCGAGUCUUCAGCCUCUCAGUCAGACUCUGAUGGGCCUCCGGGCACUGAGGAAUACCCCACAGUCGCCGGUGAGGGCAACAUGGACUCUGAUGAAGAUGCAGAUUAUAUGCCUGUUGAUAAAUUAUCAGCCACGGGAGGGGGCAGCCAUCAUUCCUCUAGAAGGACUGACCCUCCUCCUGCUCCCGUCAUGGACCCAUGCCCUCACCCCCCACGUCCAGACGUUUGCAUGGUUGAUCCUGACACUUUGGAUAAUGGCUUGGUUAAGAAAGAGCCAAAAGUCAAGAGCUUGAAAAAGACUUCGGGUAAAACCAAGUCAGCAUCCCCGGCCAGGCGCAAGAAGUCUCCCAUGCCAGUCAAACAGACGGCAUCCCCUCGUACCGCCUCACUGAAGAAGAAGGAGUCAGACAAAAGCUCACGUAUGUCUCGCCUGUCUGACGGACAGGGCUCCAAAGAUGAUGACCUCUCCAGGUCGAGCUACAACCCUGGCAAGAGCCUGACUAACGGUGUCAAGAGCAGUUCAGGCUCUCAGAAGUCCGGCUCUGCAGCUGCUUCUGGCCUUCCUAUUUAUGUGGACUUGGCCUACAUUCCAAACCACUGCAGUGCCAAGAAUGUGGAUCAAGAGUUUUUCAAACGCAUUCGCUCUGCGUACUAUGUGGUCAGUGGGAACGAUACAGCAAGUGGUGAACCAAGCCGGGGAGUCCUCGAUGCAUUGCUUGAUGGCAAAUCUCAGUGGGGUUCAAACCUCCAGGUCACGCUGAUCCCCACCCAUGACACAGAGGUGACCCGUGACUGGUACCAGCAGACUCAUGAGAGGCAGCAGGAACUCAACAUCAUGGUCCUGGCCUCCAGCAGCACCGUUGUUAUGCAGGACGAGUCUUUCCCCGCCUGCAAGAUCGAGUUUUAAGACCCUCGUUUCCCCCUCUCCCUCCUCCUGGCCUCCCCAGUGUAGAUCUGGUUUUAAUUGCUCUUCUCUAUAGCCUGAUAUGCAACUCUGCCUCUGCUUUGGGCACUUAACCAAAAGCAUAAACAGACCUGGAUAACUGUCUAUGUUUUUCUAGAUUUGUAUUUAUUUAUAAGCUUGUUGUGGCUAUCAGCAUUUGUAUUACAAAGGUAGUUUUCUGACUGUGUCCUUCACUACAAUAUUAUUAUUUCUCAGGCCUAUGAAUGGGAGAGUUUUUUUCUGUUCCUUUACAUAUCUUUUUAUCAAACCCUGUGAGACAAUGACGUCUUUAUUGGCUCAGAAAAAAUGCCUAUUGUAAAAAGAAAAAGAGAAUCAUAUAGGAAACAACGUAAAUUAACAAUUGGUUGCUUGUCUUCUAAUUGGCCUAAACGAAAGCACAAGUUUGCACACCUUAAAAGCCAGCAACAAUCGAGUGCAUCGUGGACAAAACGUCGAGCCUUUCUCAAUGUGAUCAAUUGAAUCGGAAGUCAUUAUUACAGGCUACUUGUGAUUAGCUUUCCCUAACUUGGCUCUAUAUUCCCGUUCAACUUUCUUCUAAAAACAAUGGCAGUCCCAGUGUUGAACUUUGUGCCUCCUGACAUAGUGCGAUAGAACACGUUCAAUCUGUCUUUUGAGUAUAUUAGCCGUAGCGUAGGAAAAAGUAUAUUAAAAAAUCUGUAUUGUAGUGAUAUUUCUACGGUAAACUCAAAGUGAAAAUCAAUCUUUAAAGUACGAUUUUCUCGGUGGCUUUUAUUUGUUACGGUAGAUCUGGAGAAAAACAUGUCUCUCUAUAAUUGUUUCCGUAGUCUUUGGUGUAUUCUUUCAGUGUAUUUCCAGUUAACACGUUGUUGCAGAGGAUCGUGAGGAGAACUGAAGGCAGAUGCGGUGAAACGAGUACAAAUUCAUCAACCUGAUUUUUGGAUUCUCCCCGUUUAUCUCUUAACAUAUAAAACAGCGCUCAAGCUUAGAGGAAGGUUGACAAACCUUAUAUCUGUUGCUGCGCCUCAAAGAUCUUUAAAGCUGUGUUAAAGAACGUCGAAUGUAUUCCACUACAACAUUAGGAACAUGUGGUUGCGAGGAGAGAUUGUGUUUGCCUGGUGAACAAAGGUGGUCGGUUUGCUUGAUAGUCAGAGGUUGGACUGUCACCCACAUGUGCCUUUCUGUCCUGCUUUGCUGGAAAGGGGAAAUGAAAUGUGGUUUUUCGUCGUAUAAAUUUAGCUGGUCUCCUCUGUUGUCGUGAGUUUUUGUCGGUGAGAACAUCAUUGCACAAAACAAGGUCAAGAGUUGUACAUAUUGAGAAUAAAAUGGCACUUUUAAGAGCACCGCCACGGUGCGUUUUAGAUUCCCUGGAGCUGCCACUCGAAAAAGCACAACAAGUAACCAGUGUGCAAAAAUGUAAGCAGUCUUAAAUUAAGCAACACAUAACAGCAUUUGCAAAGAAAAAAUUGGCAGUUUUAGUUUUUUUCUGGUUACUUUGGUAAUUAUUGUAGAAAAGAGUUUGCUAAAUUACUUUUUAGAAAAAAAACACCUUGUUUUCUUAAAAUUGUCAACAUUUAACUAGUGAUUUUUUGUUCUUCCAGUGGCAAAUCAGUGGAUGUUUUUAAGUUACACUUAAUUAACUUAUUAUACAUAUAUAAAUAUAGGUGCUUUUAUUUGAUAUUGAUGAUUUUAAAUUUUGAUAGGUUUUAAGUACUUUUUAACAAAUCUUAACUACCCAACAAAACUCAAGGACCAACACGCAUCACCAGGGUUGCUCUUUUAUGAUCCACAUUACAGAUCAGAUAUUCCCCUGUAUGAUAUUUUAUCCCCUCGAUGCAUGGACACAGAAGCAUGUACAUAAAGGAGAUAGCUCUUUAACAAGCAGGGGGCCCGCCAGACCUCAGCGGCUCCAGUCGAUUUGAAUGUGAAGAUGCAGAUUUACCUUUACGUUCUCCGUGGAGGGCUUUGAUCUCCUGGUUGCCUUGGUUACUGUGCAUCAUGUGGUACAUCUGACUCAUCGCUCACGCCGGGCGGUAACAACCGUACUGUUGUAGCCUGCAAUACAUCUGGACUUUGUGUAGGGCAAAGACCUGUUUCUUUAUUUAGAUGACACACAUUAUGAUUUUCUGUCCUAAAUGAUAAAGAUAAGAAAUACUCAGUGCUGAUUUAAUUAACAGCAUCUUUGAUAAAAGAGGGUCAAUGCAUUCCUGUUUAAUACUGCAUCACUGUAAACGUUAAUAAUAACAAACGAACACUACUCAUAUGAGCAGACACUCAAAACCCAAACUGCCAGACACUCAUAUCAAUACAUUUAUACCUAUAAAGGAUUUCCUAUUACUCACACCUUUUUCCAGACAAUGCUUAAAAUACACUCACAGCUGCAUUUUCGUAUCGUGCAACAAAAAAUAAGAAAAUAUAAAUAUCUGUGGGCAUUCAAACUUGUUUGCCG